Rhincodon typus (whale shark) is the source of this 2375-nucleotide messenger RNA. It is a transcript of the gene rnf4, whose product is annotated as ring finger protein 4. The record is from RefSeq and is a predicted model, not a curated record. Gene Ontology annotation, molecular function: transcription factor binding; zinc ion binding. Lineage: Eukaryota; Metazoa; Chordata; Chondrichthyes; Orectolobiformes; Rhincodontidae. Bases 656 to 1279 code for a protein of 207 amino acids. Gene Ontology annotation, biological process: positive regulation of transcription by RNA polymerase II. The transcript is spliced from 8 exons.
AGGAGGCAAGGGAGCUGACUCCAUGAGUUAAGUGCUCAUUUGACCAUCAUUGUGACCAGAAUUACCUCCUGCCCAACCCAACCUACUCUGCUGCAAAUUCUUUCACUUCCGCAGAAUACCGACUUACUCUCUUACGCUUCAGCCCUGUGAAAUCGGCUUCUUUUCCAAAAGUCUCCACGCUGUCUGUAGGCGGACACCAAGGAGUCCCAACAGUUCAAUUUGACAAGGCAUUCUGGAAUCUCAUUUUCAAAUCCCUGACCUCACAACAGCCUUUCAGCAACGCCGGCUCAUGUGCCAUUAGACUUCGAAAAAUUUCAAUUGUCUGCUCAUGGCAGAUAUAAAAGGAUCCCAUGGCAUUAUUCAAGGAAGAACAGAUUAUCCCCAUGUCAUGUUCUGUUGGAAUGCAAACUGAUAGAUUCUCUCUUCUGAAGCAUCGUCCGCUUUAUCAAAGAUUCUGAAUCUCAUUUGACAGCGCAAAGGACAUUUUAAUACUAACUAUAAAUUAAGGGAGCCAGAUCUACAAAAUCUACAGACAGAAGACAUGUGGCCAAUCAGAAGUUAAGCGUUGGUUUGGAAGAGACCCCUUGAAAGCCCUGAUGAAAAGCUUUUGAAUAUUCUCAACUCUUGUCAUAAUUUCAAAUAAUUUCAGAACGCAAUGAGCACAACACAAAGGAAGCGUCGGAUGAUGCCUCAGCAAUCCAGAAGGGCACGCCGCCAACGCAGAUCACUAGAACCAGCUGAACCGGAGGCUGAAAUUGUAGAGACUGGUGCAGAAGUAGUUGACUUGACCUGUGAAUCCUCUGAGCCUGUGGUUGUCGACCUAACCAAUAAUGAUUCUGUUGAGAUCGUGGAUGAAGAUCUGUCCUCCUCAAAUAGUCAGCCAAGUUCUGCUGAUGACCAGCCAGGCAGAACGCAGUCAGACAGCUGUAUUCUCUGCAGUGAUGAAGAAGAUACCAGAGCAGAUGGAAGUAGCAGUGUGUCUGUAACAAGUGCAGCAGCUGUACCUCAGGGAAACCGUCUUCAUCCUGCCUUGUGCAACAAAGACUUAAGAUGUGUUCAAAAUCUUGCUCACCGAAGAGCUGGUUCAGGAACAAUUAGCUGCCCCAUAUGUAUGGAUGGUUACACAGAGAUUGUUCAAAGUGGGAGGCUUAUCGUCUCGACAAAAUGUGGUCACGUCUUCUGCAGCCAAUGCAUCCGGGACAGUCUCAAAAAUUCACACAUGUGUCCGACUUGCAGAAAAAAAUUGAAUACUCGCCAGUAUCAUCCAAUUUACAUUUGACUGCAAGGUCUUUGUCCUGAACUUUAUGUACCCUACAAAGUGCUGGCCGCAUUGAAAUCCUCUUGCAUUCUUCAGUUUUCUCUGAAGAACUGGGUGGCUCCUGUUGGAGACUGAAAUGCGUUUGCAAGAUGCACACAUCAUCAGCUGUCCAUCUGUCACUAUCUGAUCCUGUCAACUGGCUGUAUUUAAAAUGCUGUGGGGACGGGGGUGGGUGGGUGGGAUGAGUGGAAGGGAGGGCAAGAAAUAAAACAAAGCACCAGCAUACUCCAGUCACCAACUAACUCAGAUGUAUGUUUUGUAUGUAUUUCUCUCUUUUUAUUGGCCUUUCUCUUUCUCUAUCUCUAUCUCUCUCUGUCCCUCUCUUUUUCUUUUACUCUUUUUUCUUGCUUUCUUGCUUUCUUGCUUUCUUUCUUGCUUUCUUUCUUGCUGUUUCUCCCUGUCUCUCUGUCUCUAUUUUCCUAUGCUCCAGCCUCAUGACAGGUAAUCACUGCACAAGGUUUGUAAUCCUUGCUGUUUGUGGUCUUUCAUUAUAUUGACUUGCAAACCCACCUUACCAAUAUGCGGACCAACUUUCUUUAGUACUAAGCACCAUCAGUUGGUCCAGUUCCUGCUCUGGUGGUGCCUUUUUCUUUCAGUGGAGCGUGCAUCACGAUGUGUGAAAAACACCAAGACACUGGGCAGUGAAUAAACCGAAGGGUGGGGGAAAUGCAAUUCAAAGUUACGAGGAACACAAGUUUUUGAUGAUUCUGAAUUUCCUCAGGAAAUCUUUCAAAGCCUUACAUAUGCUGAAAGUUGGGUUUCAGAAGUUGAUGUUGCAGUGAGCAAGGAAUACUCUAUGCAUGAUUGUAAGUUUUGGGAAUAUUUUGCUGAUUUUUUUUUUUCCUUUUUAAAUUAAUCUUUUAUUGUAACUGAAAUCUGAAUCACUAGUACUUUUGACCAAAAGUUCCUAUAGUUACAUUUUGCAGCAUCAGACUGCUCCUUGUCUAUGAGAUGACAAAUAUCUGGGAACUGCAGAUUUAUGUUGAAACAAAUCAAAUUUCAUGUGUUGAAAUUCAGAUACCUUUGCAAAAAAUAAAGAUGAAAUUAAUUUUUAAAA